Trypanosoma grayi is the source of this 359-nucleotide messenger RNA. RefSeq lists its product as hypothetical. Lineage: Eukaryota; Euglenozoa; Kinetoplastea; Trypanosomatida; Trypanosomatidae. The annotation marks the transcript as partial. The record is from RefSeq and is a predicted model, not a curated record. The transcript has a single exon.
GGCAGCGCGGGCGGCGUAGAACCUUUCCCCCAGAAGCGCUGGGGAACACGCCCGCUGCAUUUUUUAAGCCUGGCGCCUUUCGGGCCGUCCGUGGCGACGCCUUCGGGUGGUGUGUAAAGCGGGUUCGGGAUACCCAUCGCCGCCCGAAGGCUGUUGGGGGUGGGGCCCAAACGUCGGUAUUGGAAUCGGAGUCUUGUGCAAUGAUGGUGGCAUGCGGUUUUCGUCUGGGGAAGACAUGCCCACCACACCACACUGGCGCUCUCACUCACAGCUCCGCCUCGCAUUUAGCACAAGAGCAUAUAUUUGAGGAACCGGAGAAGCACCACUGCACUUGGUGGAUGCAGGUUGGCCUCAAAUAA